This is a messenger RNA of Suncus etruscus (white-toothed pygmy shrew), 1600 nucleotides long. RefSeq names its product coiled-coil domain containing 61 (gene CCDC61). Gene Ontology annotation, cellular component: centrosome. The transcript has 14 exons. Bases 39 to 1583 code for a protein of 514 amino acids. The record is from RefSeq and is a predicted model, not a curated record. Lineage: Eukaryota; Metazoa; Chordata; Mammalia; Eulipotyphla; Soricidae.
UCUCGUGGAGGGCUGGCUGCGGAGAAGUGACAUUGGCCAUGGAGCAGCCGGCCAGCCUGCAGGUGGACUACGUGUUCCGGGGUGUGGAACACUCUGUGCGUGUUGGGGUCUCAGGCCAGGUUCUUGAGCUGGAGGUGGAAGACAGGAUGACGGCCGACCAGUGGCGGGGCGAGUUCGAUGCCAGCUUCAUCGAGGAUCUGACCCACAAGACGGGGAACUUCAAACAGUUCAGCAUCUUCUGUAACAUGCUGGAGUCGGCGCUCACCCAGAGCAGCGAGUCCGUCACCCUGGACCUGCUCACCUACACAGACCUGGAGGCCCUGCGGAACCGAAAGCUGGGGGGCCGCGCGGGCCCCCUGCCCUCAAGGUCGUCCCAGCUCAACUCCAAGCGCUACCUGAUCCUCAUCUAUUCCGUGGAGUUUGACAGGAUUCACUACCCGCUGCCCCUCCCGUACCAGGGCAAGCCUGACCCCGUGGUCCUGCAGGGUGUCAUCCGCGCCCUGAAGGAGGAGCUGGGCCGCCUUCGUGGGCAAGACAGCCAGGAUACCCAGGACAGCCGCGAGACGGUGAUCUGGCACCUUCGAGAGCAGGUGUCCCGCCUGGCGGCGGAGAAGCGCGAGCUGGAGGCGCAGCUGGGCCGUUCGCGGGAGGAGGCGCUGGCCGGCCGGGCGGCGCGGCAGGAGGCCGAGGCCCUGCGCGGGCUGGUGCGCCGCCUGGAGCUGGAGCUGCGGCAGGAGCGCGGCGUCGUCGGGCCCCGCGGGGGCGGUCGCCGCGGCCAGGAGUGCCGCCGCCUGGCCAAGGAACUCGAGGAGGUGAAGGCGUCGGAGCGGAGCCUACGCUCGCGGCUGAAGGCGCUGAACGGCGAGCUGGCGGUGUACAAGAGGGGGAGACGGACCUCGCCCGCGCUGCUGCCCCCGGCCCGGGAGGAUCGGGCGUCGUCGUCCCGGGAGCGUUCCACCUCGCGUGGCCGCGGCGCCCCCCGCUCCUCGUCCCGGGAGAGCGGCCGCGGGGGCCGGGGCCGGGGCCGGCCCGCCCAGUCCUCGCCCUCGCCCACAGGUGGCCGCGUGCCCCGCUUCGACCCCACCGCCUUCGUGAAAGCCAAGGAGAAGAAGCAGAGAGAGCUCAGGAUGAAGCAGCAGCAGCGGAACCGCAACCGACUGGGCAGUGGCGGCAGCGGGGAUGGGCCUGCUGGCUCCUGGUCUCGCCAGGCUCGGCCCCCCGCCCCCUGCAGCGGCCGGGGGGACGCGCCUAACCGCUCCCGGCGCCGCAGCUCCUCAGUGGACAGUUUCCGAAGCCGAUGCUCAUCUGUGAGCUCCUGCAGCGAGUUUGAGGAUUUCGCGGACUCCCUCCCGAGAGGUUCUGGCGGCCGGCGGAAGCCUCCCAGCCCCACUCCCUGGACCAGGCCCAACCAGAAGUCCACGCCCGUGGAGCGGGGCCGCCCGCAGAGACGCCUGGCCAGUUCUGGGAGCUGGCUCCCCACCAAAGAAUACAGCUCCGACCACCAGGCGGCCGACAUGGCGGAGAUCGACGCCCGCCUGAAGGCGCUGCAGGAAUACAUGAACCGCCUGGACACGCGGUCCUGAUGCUGGGACUGAUGGGG